UUUCCCCGUUGCCAUCUCUAUAUAUCACGAAAACAACAUUUGUUUAUAUGACUAAUUUUAACUUACACUUGUGGACUUGUGAAUACACACGCACACGCAGUUCCGAAUGAAUAUGAAUGUGGCCAAUACGAAAACAAUGGGCAACAUUGUUGAUAAGAUAAGAUAACUCCCGUUCCCAAUGUCUUCGCUGCUCUAAUGCACAUAUAUCGCGGUGCGAAUGAUUCGAAUUUGUUCAGCAAGUACGCCGAGAAUCGUCAGUAAACAAUGGCAACUCACGCCGAGAAGGAGUUCUACCAAUUGAACAUCAGCGUAUCUAAAGCUUUAAAUGGCCUGGAAGCGCCACUUAAAACCAAACAUGCCCGCUCCAUUAUUAUUAUGAUCCACAAGGCCAAGGAGGCCAAAACAUUCUGGAUGAUUAUAUCCCGGCAGCCUUUGAUGCAGAACAGAUUUACCGCCUGGAAGUUUUCGCAUCUGCUGCACAAAGUCUUGCGAGAGGCCCACGAAAGUUCCAUAAGGCACUCGCAGAGCCACAAGAAGAUGAUCCUGGAAGUGGGAAAAAUGUGGGGGCUGCUCCAAGAUGACAUCGGAUGCUGUAUACAGGCGUAUAGCAAGCUGCUGGCCACAAAGUUAAAUUUCCACGACAAAAAUCGAAUGUUCCCCGGAACCCUGAACAUUUCGUUUACCGAACUUUUCAUAGCAGUCGAUAGGGAUUUAAAUUACUGCUUUCAACUGUGUGUGGAAAUUUUCGACUACUUGGAGGAUAUCAUUGCGCUGCAGCUGACAAUAUUUUCUUCCAUGGAAAAAUACAGAAUGUCGUCGAUGACACCGCAAGGACAAUGUAGAUUAGCUCCCAUAGUUUGCCUUAUUCAGGAUUCAAAUGCGCUGUAUGAUUUAAGCGUUCGAUUAAUGUUUAAACUUCACGAUGGUGUACCAUACGAUGUCGUUUCCGGACACAGAGAUCGUUUUCAUGGCCUCUUUCUAAAGUUGAAGAGUUUCUACAACAACGUACGACCGCUUCAGUAUUUUAAGGACUUAAUCACAGUCCCGGAAUUGCCGGACUCAAGUCCCAACUUUAAAUCCCAGAACGAUUUUACCAGCUAUGUACCGCCAGUGGUCCAUGUUCCGCAGGAGCCCGAUCCGGUUGUCGAGGAUCUUGUGGAUACCAACAACCACGAAUCGGAAGCCUUUAGUCAAGCCCAACAGCAGUUAAGCAUGCUGGAGGGUAUAAUAAGUGAAAAAGAGGCUGGCAUUGAGGAACUUUCAUUUAAAUUGGUUGCUCUGCAAAAGAACUUCGAUGAACUGCAACAAAGUUACAGACACGACGUUCAGGAGUUGCAACAAACCAAUACUGUCCUAUCAAAUGAUCUGGUUUUAGCGAGAGAAAUGUGCGCUACCUUCCGGAUGCAAAACGAUGAUCUUGAGAUGCAGCUUAACCAGAACCCAAUCCUCCUACAAAAAGCUAUGGAGGAAGAGGAAAAGCACAAGCUAUCCUCGGAAAAAUUCAAUAAACUCAAAGCUCUUUACACGAAAAUUCGGGAUGAGCACAUUCAGUUGUUAAGAGAGCAAAGUGAUUGCAAUAAAUCCCUAAAUAAAGAGAAACAAGUAAAUUCACAGCUUUUGUUGGAAACAAAAGAACUUACCAACGAAAUUUCCAAAAUUAAAGGAAACGUUGAGGAAAAAGAGAAAGUUAACUUAACUCUGCAAAAAAAAUUAGAGGAGCACAAGGAGAAAUUAUUUCAACUCGAAGUGACCAAAAACGAAAUAAAGGAGAAGUUUGAUGAUGUGGUUAAACAAAAGGAAAUUCAAGAACUAGAUAUUAAUUCCACCUCUGAAAACUUGCGGUUAAAUUGCUUAAAAAUCGAGGAACUUAAUGCCACUCUUAAUGACACCAAGGAAAAACUAUCCAACGCCGAAAGCCAAAUAAAUGCAAAGAUCAUAGAAAUAGAAAAUAUUUCAAAAGCUUUUGAAGCAGAAAAGGCAGCGCUUUUGACCAAGAUUGAGCUACAAAAUGUCGAAAGUAAAAGCAGUAUUGAUGCUCAAAACGCUCAACUGCAACAAACGAUAAGUAACUUGGAGCAGAGAGAUAAAGAUUUUAAUGAAACAAAAUAGCUCACCACCGCCGAAAACCAAAUUAGCUUGAAGACCAUUGAAAUUGAAAGCACUAAAGCCUUUGAAGCGGAAAAGGCAUUGCUUUUAACUAAAAUCGAGAAAUUGAAUCUGGAGCACAAAAACAACAGCGAUGUAAUAAAUGCUCAAUUGCAACAAACAAUUACUAACUUGGAGGAAAAGGAGUCUGCACUGCAGCAAACCCUGGAAACUGUAAAUCAACUAAGGCAGGACAAUAUUUCAGUUGGUCAACGUAAUGAUGAUUUGCAAAGCAAACUCACCAUUGUUGAGGACAAACUAACCCAAGCAACACAACAAAUUGAAUCCGUUACAAGUUCGUAUCAAUCUUGUAGCACCAAUUUAAGCGAACUCCGAAAAUUGGUAAUCAAAACUGUGAAUGAGAUCUGCAACUCAAAGCUAAGCGGUUCAGAACAACAACCAUUGGAUGCGGUUCCAAGCAUAAUAAGUGAAAUGGAUAUUCUUUUAAACAAGUUUAAUACCUCAUCCGCUGCAAGCUAUACAGCUUCAACAGAAGGAUUGAAGGAUGUUAUGUAUUUGGGCUACGUAUUUAUAAAGUUAUACGAUCAGUGUGAUGUUAUCUACAAAACAACGACAGCAAUUGAGACGGGUCAGGAGAUUUUCACGAAAACAUCCUUGAUAUGUACAGAUGUCUGUCGAUUGUUUCAAUAUUUGUUAAACAAUGAAACAAAAGAUCAGGAAAGGCUACAUAUCAUAUCUGAUAUAGAAACAAAGCUUAAGGAUGUUCGAAAGUUAAUUGAGAAAAUAAAGGCCUCCUUUGAACAAAAGAUUGAUCUGGACAAGCUUCUCGAGAUAGAGCUUCGCGAAAUGGAUGCUGCCAUUGAUGAUGCAGCCUCAAAGAUAACAGAUUUACUCGCAAAGGCUCGGGAGAAGGACAACAAAACCAAUCUGGAGGUGAACGGAAAAAUUGUGGACGCAUGUACAACACUGAUGGAAUGUGUCAAGGCCUUAAUCCAAAAAUCACGUCUUCUGCAACACGAAAUUGUGGCAUCCCAAAAAGGAAAUGCCAGUGCCAAUGAGUUCUAUAGGCGAAACAGUCAGUGGUCGGAUGGCUUGAUAUCCGCUUCGAAAAUGGUGGCGAAGGCAGCCAAUUAUCUGGUGGAGGCCGCGAACAAAGCCAUUGAAAGUGAAUCUGGUAAAAACUUUGAACUAAUAGUGGCGGCCCAAGAAAUCGCGGCCUGCACAACCCAAAUGGUUAUAGCGAGUAAAGUCAAGGCGGAACGCAAUAGUCAAAAGUUAUCCGACUUAACGAAGGCCUCGCGAAGUGUAACACAGGCCACAGGAACUCUCGUGGCCACCGUUAAGGAUUGCAACUCCCAACUGGAACAGCAAAGUGAAAUAGAACUUUCAAAACUAACGCCAUCACAAAUCAAAACGAUGGAAAUGGAAAUCCAUGUUAAAGUACUCGAAACCGAACAAGCUCUUCAAAUGCAGCGACUAAAACUCUCGGCGUUUAGGAAAGAGCAUUACAAAAAUGCCGAUUAUUAAUUAGCAUAUUUUUAAACCUUACUAACUUUACAAAUAUUAUUUUUAUAUUAGUGCACGACAUGACAAAUAAUAUAUGUACACUACGGUCAUUUCAUCCGAAAAUGCUUCCGUAAUAUUAUUUGGUUAAUGAUUCCAUUUUGAUCACUUUUGGAUCUUCGGUAUUUAUUAAACCAUUUCUUUUCGAAGUGCCCAUUUACCUAGCAUUCAGAAAAUAUGGGAUUACAAAUUCUAAAGUGUUUAUUUUGCUUACUAAUUGGAAAAUAAAAUAGCAUCUAUUGCCAAAGAAAAUAAAAUGUAAAACUUGUUGUCAAAA
Drosophila suzukii is the source of this 3946-nucleotide messenger RNA. It is a transcript of the gene Hip1, whose product is annotated as Huntingtin interacting protein 1. Lineage: Eukaryota; Metazoa; Arthropoda; Insecta; Diptera; Drosophilidae. Gene Ontology annotation, cellular component: actin cortical patch; clathrin-coated vesicle. Gene Ontology annotation, molecular function: phosphatidylinositol-3,5-bisphosphate binding; actin filament binding; clathrin-cargo adaptor activity. The record is from RefSeq and is a predicted model, not a curated record. Gene Ontology annotation, biological process: actin filament organization; clathrin coat assembly; endocytosis.